AUGCUGCGACGACAGGCGACGGCGCAGCCCGCCCACACGCCCUACGGAGCCGUCCUCGCAGAACUGGUCCGCGAACUCCAUCCUCGUCCCGCGCCUGGCUUUCGCGGGCGGGUCUACGCCCUCGACGCCUUGACUGCAGGGGACAUCGCCCUCGCCCUCGCCUACCUCGCCCUUCUCCUCUCACGCAAGGGGUCGAAAGGCGGAACCUCCCGACGGCUCAUACGGAGGGUCCAGAUAGCGACCGGCACCCUCCUCAUCGUCGACUCACACCUCCUCCUCACAAGCACGACAAUCGCAACGGGCGUUUUCUCUCUCGCUUCGCUCGGCUCACUCUCAACAUUCGGACACACAGGCAUGGCCGCCUCGUUCGGCUUGCGCGCGAUGUCGAUCGUCCCGCUGUUUGUGCAGGCAUGGGGCUUGCUUUGGAGCGCGUUGCAGGGCUUGUGGGUGGCGAUGUCGCAGGGUAGUGCAGGGGGACAUCCCUCGGCGAAAGCGGCGAACGUUGUCUUUCUCGCUGUUGGAGGAUGCGUCUGCUUGGCGGGACUUGGCGCCGGUCUGUUCGCCGCCGUCGCAGGCCACAAUCUCUACUCCGCCUUCUUCUCCCUCCGCACAACCCUCACCGCCCUCGAGUCCUCCUCCACAACUCCAUCAAUUGCUGUCAUGCUGCGGCUCGCACCGGGCUUGUCCGUCUUGCGGAGGCGGACGAAAGACUUGCGAGCGGCGAUGUUGGCGACUUAUUCAGUCGUCUUCCUCAUGACCCUCGUUGUCCUUGCCACCUGCGCCUACGGCCUCUACGUCCACUCCACCGCCUCACGCCCCUCCAUUCCCGCCGUCCAGCUCCCGCUCACUCCCCCCGCUGUCGACCCCAAGACUGGCACGAGCAAGAAUACUUUCAUCGAGGAUGUGGACGGGUUGGAUGUGAGGAUGGGAGAGGAGGAGGAAGUGUGGAGGUUCAGGAAAGCGAAGGACGACUUGUUACUCGUCUGCGUCUUGGUUGGCAUCCUGUCAGCGACGAUGGCCGGCCUCGGCGCCUUCUCCGUCUUCCUCUCCUUCUCCGGCCGGAUCUUCCAAUCCAACGGCGCGCUCUUCGAAAUCGCCCACCUCUCAUUCUCCUACCUCUACGCUCUAGUCCAACUCCUCCUCUUCACUUUCCUCCUGCACGACUCGUUCCUUGCCCCUUCUUCCGACUCAGCUGCGGAAGAAGUCGAGUUGGCACUCAAGCCGAGGAGGGUCGCCGCUUCGUGUCGUGUCAUCAGGCAGGUCCGCUGGCUGGCGAGGCGGAUCGCGAGCAGGAGAAGGGAGGGAACGCACGUACCGGUGCGGCAAGACAGCGGGUCGAGCGGCAGCGACUCUUUCUCCACCGACUCGCAGGAGAUGGCGCAACAGGAGGUGAAGGGGGAGAAGAGCGUCGUCGGGGCGAGGAGGUCGUUCGAGGAGGCGAUUGAGAGCGUGCCGAGGGUUCGGUAUAGGGCUGGGACGGUGGUGGUCUGA
Molecule: messenger RNA, 1491 nt
Organism: Rhodotorula toruloides NP11
Lineage: Eukaryota; Fungi; Basidiomycota; Microbotryomycetes; Sporidiobolales; Sporidiobolaceae
Exons: 8
Coding region: 1-1491 (496 amino acids)
Source: RefSeq, a predicted model, not a curated record